Haliotis rubra (blacklip abalone) is the source of this 1302-nucleotide messenger RNA. RefSeq names its product mucin-12-like. The record is from RefSeq and is a predicted model, not a curated record. The coding region runs from base 1 to 1302 and encodes 433 amino acids. Lineage: Eukaryota; Metazoa; Mollusca; Gastropoda; Lepetellida; Haliotidae. The transcript is spliced from 2 exons.
AUGGAAACUGACAACAAGCUGCCACGAGAUGGCACUGUUUCUGGAUCCUCCACAGAUGCUUUUAUUACAACCAGGAGAAGACAACAGCCAGGCAAACAACAUAGUACAACACUGGCACCAGGUGGCGUUGUGGCUGGAUCCCCUGCAGGUUCUUCUGUGGUGAGCAGGGAAAGAAAGAAGCAAGUAGGACAACAUACUACAACACUGACACCAGGUGGCGCUGUGGCUAGAUCCCCUGCAGGUUCUUCUGUGGUGACCAGGGAAAGAAAGAAGCAGGUAGGACAACAUAGUACAACACUGACACCAGGUGGCGCUGUGGCUGGAUCCCCUGCAGGUUCUUCUGUGGUGACCAGGAAAAGAAAGAAGCAGGAGGAACAACAUAGUACAACACUGACACCAGGUGGCGCUGUGGCUGGAUACCCUGCAGGUGCUUCUGUGGUGACCAGGAAAAGAAAGAAGCAGGAGGAACAACAUAGUACAACACUGACACCAGGUGGCGCUGUGGCUAGAUCCCCUGCAGGUUCUUCUGUGGUGAGCAGGGAAAGAAAGAAGCAGGGGGAACAACAUAGUACAACACUGACACCAGGUGGCGCUGUGACUGGAUUCCCUGCAGGUUCUUCUGUAGCGACCAGGAAAAGAAAGAAGCAAGUAGGACAACAUAGUACGACACUGACACAAGGUGGAGCUGUGGCUGGAUCCCCUGCAGGUUCUUUUGUGGUGAGCAGGGAAAAAAAGAAGCAGGGGGAACAACAUAGUACAACACUGACACCAGGUGGCACUGUGGCUGGAUCCCCUGCAGGUUCUUCUGUGGUGACCAGUGAAAGAAAGAAGCAGGAGGAACAACAUAGUACAACACUGACAGCAGGUGGCGCUGUGGCUGGAUCCCCUACAGGUUCUUCUGUGGUGACCUGGGAAAGAAAGAAGCAAGUAGAACAACAAACUACAACACUGACACCAGGUGGCGCUGUGGCUGGAUCCCCUGCAGGUGCUUCUGUGGCGACCAGGAAAAGAAAGAAGCAAGUAGAACAACAAACUACAACACUGACACCAGGUGGCGCUGUGGCUGGAUCCCCUGCAGGUGGUCCUGUAUUGACCAGGAAAAGAAAGAAGCAAGUAGAACAACAUAGUACAACACUGACACCAGGUGGCGCUGUGGCUGGAUCCCCUGCAGGCGCUUCUGUGGCGACCACAGAUAGUCUCACUGCCACAGAGGUUCAGUUUCACAAUGUAACAUCUCCAACUCCUCCAACGUUGCAUUCGGAGACAGCGGACAUCGAGGCUGGAUAUCACAAGGUGGGAUAA